Eleginops maclovinus (Patagonian blennie) is the source of this 3491-nucleotide messenger RNA. Its product is annotated as zinc finger protein 862-like. Lineage: Eukaryota; Metazoa; Chordata; Actinopteri; Perciformes; Eleginopidae. The record is from RefSeq and is a predicted model, not a curated record. Gene Ontology annotation, molecular function: protein dimerization activity. The transcript has 3 exons. The coding region runs from base 1006 to 3321 and encodes 771 amino acids.
GAACCUAUUUUUGCUAUUGUAAACCUCUCUUGCACAACAUAAGAUUGGUCUUAUUUCGCACACGCUGCAUUCGUGUCUUAAUAAUUUGUUUAUUCAAAUGUUUUUGUCCCUUCUGAUAACCCGUAGGGUUCAUGCUGUGUGUUGCCCACGAUAACAUGUAAUAAAGUUAGCGUUCAAUCUUAUAGGUAAGCCACGUCAUUUUACGGUGAACAUAAUCUUGGUUUUAGAAGUUAAGGUCACACAGGAGUAUAUUUGUAAUGAGUUUGCCUGAAUGCUAAUCGUGUACACUGUUAAAUGUUGGGUGAUUUGUAUAACUAGCACUUUUAAAUAAUUUGUAAAACAUAAAAAAUGGAUGGAGAUGUCAAUGAGGAGAUGUUAGAUCUAGCAGUGACAUACGGUGAGGUUCGUGGCUGGCGAGGCAGACACUUCCACUUUCAGUCAGAUUUACGAGUAGGCCUAUCUUAAUCACUAUAAAAUCUGCCAUUUUGACGAACAAGGUCAUAAACGUCAAAGACAUAACGUAGCCUCAUAACGUAGCUCAGAUCAACGGCAGAACAAGCAUAACCCCGACUGGUGCGCUCUCGCACGUCCCCCUCAUUGAGGCAGAGCUAGCUACUGUGUUUGCCUCCCUUCUGCGUUUUCACUGCAGUUGAUCUAGUAAUGGCCCUAUUCACUUUUGAUUUUAUUUAAGGUUUGUCUUAGGGAUUUCGCAGAUUAUUAUACAAAAAAACUCCAAACUCCAUACACCCACCAUAAUAAUAAUAAUAGGCCUAUAGAAAAAAAAAUGACUAUAACAAGUCAACAAGUUUAGUAGUCCAAGGGCUUGGCCCUAUACCACAUUUAGCUCUGCCUCCUCUGCCUCCCCUGACUGCAAGUCUGUGAGUAAUAGUAGUAAUAUAAUCAGAACUAGCAUUAAAUGUACUGUAUAAAGAAUGAAUAAAUACAUGUUCACAAUCAAUCUUAUAGAUGCUGUGCAAGAGAGGUUGACAAUAACAAAGCAAAAUCAUGCUCCGUCAGUGGUGUGGUCUCACGCCUAACCAACCACCUGAAAAGAAAAAGAAAAUGGAUUUAAAGGAAGUGAAUAAGGCAUACGAUGCCACUAAAAGGAAACGAAGUGUAGUGCCUGCAUGGAAAGCAGAAUUUCCUUGGUUGAUUGUGGACGAAAGUGAAACUUUAUUCUGCCUGCCAUGUCAAACUGUAUACGGCCCCCAUGCUGAAACCCGACAACAGAGGGAUAUCUUCAGAAAGCGAAGUCAAGGUUCCUUUGUCAAAGGGUGUCAAAACCUGAAGCAUGACACUUUAGUCUGUCACCAACGAUCUGACGGCCACAAGGAAGCCCAGGAGAAGUAUGAGGCCAGGAAUAAGAAGAAAGGUGAGAGCAUAGCCGAGAAGACCAUUGAGACUUUGAAUACUAAAGUAUUUCAGAAGCUCAAGAUACUCUUCAUAAAUGCCCACGCCCUUGCCAUGCACUGCAGACCAGUUUCUGAUUUCAAAUGGAUGUGUGAGAUGGAUGAGAAGAAGGGCCUGGAUCUCGGCAGCACCUACAGAAAUGAAAAGAGCUGUAAGGAGUUUUUGGUUGCUAUAGCCGAAAUCACCCGUCUAGCAAUUGAAGACAAGGUAAAGAGUGCUAAGUUUAUCACAAUAAUGUCCGACGGAUCAACAGAUGUCUCUGCCACUGAACAAGAGAUUGUUUACUUGCACUUUGCAGUGGAUGGCAAGACUCACUGCAAUUUCCUUGGACUUGUACAGUGUGACAAACCAGAUGCCAAUGGCAUCUAUGAUGCUAUAAUGCAAGCUGUAAAGCUCCCGGGGAUCCCAAAGGAAGAAAUGAUGAAGAAGAUUGUGGGAUUUGCUGGCGAUGGGGCGGCUGUCAACACCGGGAAAAAGGCUGGGGUGAUCGCUCUCAUGCGGGAAAGAAUCAGUGGAGACAUACUGAUGGUGCAGUGCAUGGCCCAUAGGGUGGAAUUGGCCUUCAAAGAAGCCAUGAAACAAGCCUCUUUGUUCAUCAAAGUCUAUGUCCUCCUGGAUGCUCUGUACAAGCUUUACAGGAUCCCUAAACAGGCCGCUGGUUUGAAGGCAGCUUUCAGUACCACCAACAUCUCCAAGAUCUGGCCUGUCCGAGUUGGAGGAACGCGCUGGGUUAGCCAUACCCACACAGCACUGCAAAACAUGUUGCGUGGUUACCGUGCAAUUGUUCUUCAUCUCAGUCAAGUUGCCACCACCAGGACAGCUAGUGGUAUGCAAGCAAAGGCAAAAGGUCUCCUGAAAACGCUGCGCUCCAAAGAUGCCAUGACUUUUGCCCACUUCCUAAGUGACAUUCUGGCCGUUCUCUCCAAACUGUCGAAGACGCUGCAGCAGAGAGAAGUUUGUACCUAUCAUGUACAUGAAGCACUGAAGGCCACAAUGACCAGCAUCAACAAAUUCAAGGACCGGGCAGGACCUGAGCAGCGGAAACUCCAGCAGGGAGACUGUAACUCCUUUGAAGGUCAGACCCUAACAGGGGUAGACCACUCUUCAGGCCAGAUUGAGAAGGUCGUUGAGGCAUUGGUUGGUUCACUAGCCCGGAGAUUCAGUGACAUGGGAGGUGAAGUCCUCAAAGCUACAAAAAUAGCGGACAUGCAGUCAUGGCCUCAGGAGCAUGAAGAUGAUUUUGGGGAUGACUUCAUUGGAGUGAUUAUCGACCACUACAGGGAGCACUUCGACAAUGUUGGAGUAGAUGUAAGUGCAAUCGAAGCAGAGUGGACCUCCCUCAAACAAGCAUUGUACGAAAACCAGGGGAACAAGAUUCACUCCAUGUCCUGGCCAUCUGUGUUUGAGCUUUACAAGAGCACGUUUCCAAAUAUCCUGCAUGUAAUUGAUCUGGUCUUAUCACUCCCUGCCGCCACCUCUGAGUGUGAGAGAGGAUUCUCUCAAAUGAAGAUUACCAAGUCCCAGUACAGGAAUAGACUGAAGGCUACCACCAUGACAAUGCUCAUGACAAUUCAGCUGCACUCAGAACCUACAAAGGAUUUUGAUCCAUCAUCUGCCAUUCACCAGUGGAAUCAAAACCACAAUCGCAGACCCAACUUCAUGGAGGGAAGAAAGAAAGGCAGAAUGGCAGCUUUGGAGGGAGCCAAACAAGUGCAGGAAGAGAUUGAUGGAGUUGACGGAGUGGAUGGUGCUCAAAUGGUUGCUGAAGCUGCUGGGGGUGCAGUAGUUGAAGCUGAAACCAAUGAGAUAAACUCUGAUGACUCAGACUGGUUUACAGACAUGGAGGAUAAUGUAGAUUCUGACGAUGGUGAGAUGGAAGAUAGAGGUCUUGUUGGUGAGGAUGAGGAAUGAUUGUGGUAGUCUGUUGUAGACCAAUUACUACUGCUAUUACAGCAAGUAUUACGGUUUGUAUUACCAUUUUGCCUAAAUGAACUGAUGUUGAUCGUUUGAUCCACUGCUAAUAUUGUUCAUGUCCCUUGUUCUCAGUCUGUUGUUCUACUUUAAUAAAUUAUUGUUUGUAA